Corylus avellana is the source of this 909-nucleotide messenger RNA. Its product is annotated as short-chain dehydrogenase reductase 3b-like. NCBI's taxonomy places the organism in Eukaryota, Viridiplantae, Streptophyta, Magnoliopsida, Fagales, Betulaceae. The record is from RefSeq and is a predicted model, not a curated record.
GAAGUUUGAGAAGAGAAAACAGAGCAACCAAUGUCUAAGCCAAGGUUAGAGGGUAAGGUGGCCCUCAUCACUGGUGCAGCAAGCGGAAUUGGUGAGGAGGCAGCCAGAUUAUUUGCAGAGAAUGGAGCUUUUGUUGUUGCUGUUGACAUUCAAGACGAAUUGGGUAAUGAAAUUGCUGCAUCAAUUGGUGCAGAGAGGAUUACUUAUCGCCAUUGCGAUGUAAGAGACGAGAAGCAAGUUGAGGAAACGGUGAGUUACACCUUGGAGAAAUACGGCAGCCUGGAUAUCUUGUUCAGCAAUGCCGGAGUCAUGGGCCCAUUGACAACCAUCCUAGAGCUUGACAUCGACGGUCUUGACAGCACCAUGGCGACAAACGUUCGUGGAGUGGCUGCGACAAUCAAGCACGCGGCUCGAGCCAUGGUGGGGAGAAACAUACGCGGAUCCAUCAUCUGCACUACAAGCGUGGCAUCCUCGAUCGGCGGAAGUGGCCCCCAUGCAUACACGACAUCGAAACAUGCUCUUGUCGGCCUAGUCCGGUCGGCCUGCAGCGAGCUUGGGGCUUAUGGGAUUAGAGUCAACUGCAUUUCGCCGUUUGGAAUAGCCACGCCGCUUUCGUGUAAGGCUUACAAUCUGCAGCCAGGUGAGGUGGAAGCUAAUUGUUGUGCGGCAGCCAACCUGAAGGGGAUUACGUUGAAGGCAAAGCAUGUUGCAGAGGCUGCUCUGUUUCUUGCUUCUGAUGAAUCCGCUUACAUCAGUGGGCAUAACAUGGCUGUCGAUGGAGGUUUCACGGUUGUUAAUAACAGUCCGGCGGUUGUCUAAGAUUUAAUGUUACUGGGUUUGAAUUCACGAGCUACCCAAUAUUUUAUGGUUGAUUGGCUUCUUUGUAAAAUUGAAAUGGAUUUUACUUUU